Messenger RNA from Hemisphaericaspora subhashii, 591 nucleotides. RefSeq names its product ubiquinone-binding protein. Gene Ontology annotation, biological process: ubiquinone biosynthetic process; cellular respiration. NCBI's taxonomy places the organism in Eukaryota, Fungi, Ascomycota, Pichiomycetes, Serinales, Debaryomycetaceae. The coding region runs from base 1 to 591 and encodes 196 amino acids. Gene Ontology annotation, cellular component: mitochondrion. Gene Ontology annotation, molecular function: ubiquinone binding. The transcript has a single exon. The record is from RefSeq and is a predicted model, not a curated record.
AUGUUAGCAACUAUACGGCCUUCUUUAUUAUCUAGGGCGACUACAAGAGGGUUAUAUGUACCCACCAGAAGCUUCUUUGGUUCCUCGAAACCCCAAGAAUACCAACUUUCAAAAAUCUUAAAUGGGACUCCUAAUCAACUUUACAACAUCGUUAGUGAAGUAAGUCAAUAUCAACAGUUUGUCCCCUUUGUCGAGGAAUCCUACAUCUCACAACGUUGUACUAAGAACACCCCAACUAGAGCUGGAUUACAAGUUGGUUGGAAAGAUAUAACUGAACGAUUUGAAUGUGUAUUAACUUGUCAUGAAAAUAAAUCUGUACAUUCAAAAUCAAUUCAAUUAGACUUAUUUGAAGAUUUAGAAACCAAAUGGGUAUUUAAUCAUAUUGGGAAUAAUAAAUGUAAAGUUGAUUUUACUUUAACUUAUAAAUUUAAGAAUCCAAUUUAUGAUAGAAUUAGUUUUAUGUUUGCACCUCAAGUAAGUGAAAUUAUGAUUAAAGCUUUUGAAAAGAGGUUAAUUCAAAUCAAAACACAAGAAGCCAAGGAGAAAUAUUCUCUUAAGAAGGAAGAAGCACAAACAGAGAGUGCUGUUUGA